Molecule: messenger RNA, 2384 nt
Organism: Eublepharis macularius
Lineage: Eukaryota; Metazoa; Chordata; Lepidosauria; Squamata; Eublepharidae
Product: WD repeat domain phosphoinositide-interacting protein 3
Exons: 10
Coding region: 108-1142 (344 amino acids)
Biological process (GO): protein localization to phagophore assembly site; nucleophagy; autophagy of mitochondrion
Cellular component (GO): cytosol; phagophore assembly site membrane; extrinsic component of membrane
Molecular function (GO): phosphatidylinositol-3-phosphate binding; phosphatidylinositol-3,5-bisphosphate binding; protein binding
Source: RefSeq, a predicted model, not a curated record
AGUCCGGAAGGAAUCGUGGCGCUGCCGCCCCCUCAGGCCGCUGACCCUCCCCUGAUGGUGUGAAGACGCCCCCUCUCCGGCCACCGUCCGCUCCGAAGUCUGGCGCCAUGAACCUGCUGCCGGCCAACCCGCACGGGAACGGGCUCCUCUUCGCCGGCUUCAACCAAGACCACGGGUGCUUUGCAUGUGGGAUGGAAAAUGGAUUUAGAGUGUUUAAUGCGGAUCCACUGAAGGAGAAGGAGAAGCAAGAAUUUCUAGAAGGAGGGGUUGGCCAUGUUGAAAUGUUGUUUCGAUGCAACUAUUUAGCUUUGGUCGGUGGAGGAAAAAAGCCCAAAUAUCCACCUAAUAAAGUGAUGAUCUGGGAUGAUCUGAAAAAGAAGACCGUUAUUGAAAUAGAGUUUUCCACAGAAGUCAAAGCAGUUAAGCUUCGAAGAGACAGAAUUGUGGUAGUUCUGGAUUCGAUGAUUAAAGUUUUCACAUUCACGCACAAUCCUCACCAGUUGCAUGUCUUUGAAACCUGCUAUAACCCAAAAGGUCUCUGUGUACUGUGUCCGAACAGUAAUAAUUCCCUGCUUGCAUUCCCUGGAACGCAUACUGGACAUGUACAGAUUGUGGAUUUGGCAAACACAGAAAAACCUCCUGUAGAUAUACCUGCUCAUGAAGGAGUCUUGAGCUGCAUAGCUCUCAACCUGCAGGGAACAAGGAUUGCUACAGCAUCAGAAAAAGGAACCCUCAUAAGAAUAUUUGACACAUCAUCAGGGCAUUUAAUCCAAGAGCUGCGUAGAGGGUCUCAGGCUGCCAAUAUCUACUGUAUUAACUUCAACCAAGAUGCUUCUCUCAUCUGUGUGUCGAGUGACCAUGCCACAGUGCACAUAUUUGCAGCAGAGGAUCCAAAAAGGAACAAGCAGUCAAGUUUAGCAUCAGCCAGUUUCCUGCCCAAAUACUUCAGUUCCAAAUGGAGUUUUUCCAAAUUUCAGGUUCCCUCUGGUUCCCCUUGCAUCUGUGCCUUUGGAACAGAGCCGAAUUCUGUCCUAGCAAUCUGUGCAGAUGGCAGCUACUACAAAUUUUUAUUUAACCAAAAAGGCGAAUGCUCCAGGGAUGUCUAUGCUCAGUUCCUAGAAAUGACUGAUGACAAACUUUGACUGCGCGGACGGAAGUAUUGAAGGAAGAGGGGGAGGGAGGUGAAUGUAUUCCUCUCCCUCUCUGAAGAGACAGCCUCUAACUACCCCAGCAGUCAACAGUGCUGCUCAGGAUGGGACAGAAGAUCUGAAGAAGUCCAGGUCAACACAAUCAGACCCAGCUGCAAGGCAGAGGACUAAUACAGCACAUGCUGUCAACAACUGGUUUUAAAUGUUAGUUUUGACUGCUGCUGUUCUUCAGUUUUCUUAAAGUUUCAAUCACCUUUCUGUAACUAACUUGUGAAGCUUAUUGUAUGUCAUGGUAGGGUUUUAAGCAUUUCUUAUUUCUCAGAAAGAUACAAAAAAAGUAUCAUGGUUGUAGGGCACUAGGAAAGAUAUGCCAGACAACUUGGAAUGUUUAUACCAGCAGUUUCUGCCUUUACAAAUGUCUGUUUCCUCAUCAUCUUUUAAUACACGGAAAGGGAUCAUAGCAAGUUUGCUCUGAGUUACCCUUACUCAGGAAUAGACAGAAUGUGCAAGCCCUUAUUUCCAUACUAAUUGUGAAUAUGUAUUAAUACAUCUUGUCAGAGGUGCCAAAAACACAUCCAAUAAAUGGAAUUAAGCACUGUUUUCCUAAAUCAUUCUGCAGGGUAGAAAGCAAGCUAUGAGAACAAUGCUGGGGGCUGUGAAUCUGAUAGGUAGGUAUGUUGUCUAGAUAAUAUAACCAUUCCAGGCAGUUAUGUUUUUGUCCAUUGAUGUGUUUGCACUUAAGCUGUACAGUGGCAGGCAUACAGAAAAGUACAGUAUGUAAUGGCCAACAUUAAGUAUACUGUUAUUUUCUGCUAUAACUUGCAAAGUAUCACUAUCAUAAUGCAGACUUAGUAUGUGUUCCAAACCAACUAAGUUGGUGGCCAGUUGAACCAUAAGUGAUAAAUCAUUCAGGCAUAUAACUAUAGUUCAGGUGUUUUGGAAACUGAGGUAAUAUAGACACUCAAAUUGAAAUCACCCCCCCUUUCAAAUGGAAAUAUUAAUCCCCUUUAAAAAUUUCACACACGCCUCAAAAUUAACUGAAGCAUUAAGUCACAGAGUUACAAGAUCUGAAUGUCAUUUAACUCAAACCUAUAUUCAUAUUUGCAAGUUUGCAUGUUGCUUUUAAAUGUAUAUUUAAUCAUGGAAGUUGUUUUGCACACCUUUUGUAAUCUUUUAAUUAAAAUGGACUAAUUUGCUGUAUUCACUUUAUGGUAAAAAACUGAGUUUUGUGUGUGA